Lodderomyces oxycetoniae is the source of this 1062-nucleotide messenger RNA. RefSeq lists its product as uncharacterized. Gene Ontology annotation, molecular function: phospholipid scramblase activity. The record is from RefSeq and is a predicted model, not a curated record. Gene Ontology annotation, cellular component: plasma membrane. The coding region runs from base 1 to 1062 and encodes 353 amino acids. The transcript has a single exon. Gene Ontology annotation, biological process: plasma membrane phospholipid scrambling. NCBI's taxonomy places the organism in Eukaryota, Fungi, Ascomycota, Pichiomycetes, Serinales, Debaryomycetaceae.
AUGAGGUUUGUACGACAUACCUUGUUUAAAACAAGGCCAUUACAGUCACCACUCCGUCAUAUUCAUACUUCUUCUCAGCUUUCCCUACCAAGAUUCCCUUCAUAUAACAAUAAUAGUCGAAGUAAUAGAACUAGAAUUACCCAGGAAAUAAGUGCCGAAGAAGUGCGUAAAUUCCAAGAGGCACAGCAAAGAGCCAAAGAAAAGGGAUUCACCAACAAUUCUGAUUACAGUUACAACUCCCAUUUUCCUGAUGUCGGAGCUUCAAUUCAUAUCCCAAAUAAUUUAAAUGGGAUAAUCACUCCACAAGAUCCGAUUUAUUCGAUUCUUUCAGAGCCUACGCUUGUUAUUGAACGAAAAAUUGAGUUUUUGAACCUAUUUAUCGGAUUCGAACAAGCCAAUAACUACACCAUUAUGAACUCAGCAGGUGAAACUAUUGGAUUUAUGCGCGAAAAGGAUAUAGGAUUAAUGAGAACUUUGGGAAGACAAUUUUUCAGAUUACAUCGGCCUUUUGAUAUCGAUGUGUAUACAAUACAGGGGGAGUUGGCAUUAAGCAUAAAGAGACCAUUUUCUUUUAUAAACUCUCAUAUCAAAGCAUUGUUACCAGGAUAUGAUCACUAUAAUGAAAAUCAAUUGAUGUAUGAAGUUGUUGGCGAGAGUGUACAGCGUUGGCAUUUGUGGAGGAGGAAAUAUAAUUUGUUCAAACUUGAAGAUGAAGAGACUGAGGAUUAUGAACAGUUUGGAGAUGUUGAUGCACCAUUUCUCUCGUUUGAUUUCCCGGUGAAGAAUCAUCGAGGACAGGUCAUAUCUAGUAUAGAUAGGAAUUGGGUUGGUUUAGGUAGAGAGAUGUUUACUGAUACAGGGAUUUAUAUAUUACGGUUCGAUCCUGCGAGUUUCAAAGGGUUGGAAAAGUCAUAUGGAGAGAUUUGCAAAGAUGGUGUUACAAUAGAUCAACGCGCGGUGAUUUUGUCUUGCUUUACCAGUAUAGAUUUCGAUUACUUUUCAAGACAUAGCAGUGGUCAUGGGUUAUUUGGAUUUGGUGCUGGCGGUUAUGAUGAAGUUUAG